ACGGUCAAUGUGAAAUUUGCCGAGAGUAAUUGAGUGAGCGUGUUCAGCCAGUUGGUUUUUAAAUAAAAUCCAGUUGGAGUCGCAGUAGACACAUAUUUGCGUUCUGUGAAGUGAACGUCUGCUAUAAGAAAUUAAAGUGAAUUUAUGUUCUCCGGUACCUAGACAAUGUUUUGCAAGAAUUGUUGUAAAAUCCAAACCUACGUCGCGCAGCAGUGUCGUCAGUAAGUGUGUGUGUGUGUGUGCAUUUGUGAAUCGCCGGUUUCAGUCUCAGAUUCAAACACUGAUUAUUAUGGAAUACUAUGAACAAACAUUGUGACCACCGAACAUGCUCUGAACGUACUAUCUUGUUUAAAGUAAUACAAGUGAUGGUUAUGACUAUUUCAUCAAACUAUUGACAGGGAGUAGAAUAAUUAUCAUGAUUUUUAUUGGGUGUUUGUAAAAAACAUUGAAUUCAUAAUGACAUCAUUGACUGGAGCCACUGUUAACACCAUACACACUGGCUUGUCCAGUCAUCUGGCAACAGGCAGUCAGUCAUCAAGUUUCAGUAUGGCUGUUGCGGUGCCACCAGCUCCACAUAGCCAUGGCUACAGUUUCCAUGCAGGUAGCUGUAGUGAUUCAUCAUCAGAAACUCAUUCUCCUGAAAUGCACACAGCCAAAGCUAGUGACCGUGAAUCUCGGAUCAUUGCAGAAAAGCAAAGGAGAAGUCAAUACAAUGCUCACAUUACACAAUUGACUGCAUUGCUGUCUGACAUAGUGCACGCUCCCCGAAAAGUAGACAAGACAAGUGUCUUGAGACUUGCAGCAAAUAAGUUGAGAGUUCACCACAUCUUAGGUAAAACCAUGUCCUGUUGUCAUCUUGAAACCUGGUCUCCUUCGUUCAUGAAGUACUUUGACCUGUUCGAUUGUAUCAUGUUCUCAGUAACAUGUAGGGGAAGAAUAUUCCUUUUAUCACCUAAUGUUCAAGAAAAGUUAGGUUAUUGUCACAUAGAUUUGUUAGGACAAGAUUUUUACAACUAUGUUCACAUUGAUGAUCAGGAUAUUUUGAGGCAACAUAUUUAUCCACCUGAGUUAAGAAGUGGUUGUGACCAAACUCUUUUCAAACAUCAACACAAUUUUCGCAUCCGUAUUAUGAGAGCAGGAGCAAAAUCUGACCCACCACGGUAUGAACAUUGCAGAAUAGAUGGAGUUUUGAGACGCUCUGAUCAUGCAACUUCCAAUGGAGUGCAAGAUCAGCAGAUUAUAAGAAGACAGCGUGUCAGAAGGGUACGCACAUUUUCGUCUAGUGGAAAUGACUUUGUAUUCAUUGGUAUGAUAAGAGUUUUGUCAAAUGAAUUACCUGCACAGAUAUUACCACCUACUGCAUAUUCUGAAUAUUGGACAAGACAUUUGGUGGAUGGUCGAAUUGUUCAAUGUGAUCAAAGCAUUUCUUUGGCUUUAGGAUAUAUGACAGAAGAAGUAACAGGAACUUCAGCAUUUGUAUUCAUGCACAAAGAUGAUGUAAGGUGGGUGAUCUGUGUACUUAGACAAAUGUAUGAUCAAAGCAGAGAGUUUGGGGAAUCAUAUUAUAGACUAAUGUCACGUUCAGGUAGCUUUAUCUAUAUGAGAACUCGUGGCUUCCUCGAGAUUGACAAAGAUACAAAGAAGGUACAGAGUUUUGUAUGUGUGAAUAGUGUUGUUGGUGUAGAUUAUGGGCGACGCAUGAUGGAUGAGAUGAAGCGCAAAUAUUCAGUAAUAGUAGAUAUGAAUAAGCAGGAUAAUGAUGAUAAUGACAAAGUUGAUGAAACCCCAGUUGAGCAUCCUAAAAGGCUGGAGCAUAUUGUAAUGCAUCUUGUGGAGCCAUCUGGGGUAGCAUCAGGAAAUCCAGAUGAAUUACAGCUUGUUCCUCCAUCAAGAGAAAAUAUAAUUUCUGCAAUCAAAAAUAGCGAAAAAGUGGUGCAAGAAACUGGUGUCCGAUUUGAUUCAUGUAAAAGGAAAAAAUCUGAUAGUGUUGAAGACGUUGAACACUUAAAAAGGCAUAAUGGAUUACAGGAUUUCAGUUUCUGAUCUGUUUAAAUGCCUCGCCCAGUGAAAAUAUGGCAGCUUAUAUGGGUGGUCAAAAGGAUGCGCUGGACGCAGUUAAGUUAGAUCCAGCUGUUUUGGAGGCACAGAUCACCAUCGAUACCAAACUUAGUAAUGGAGAAGCUGACCAAAAACAGCAACCAAAAUCUUCGUCUCAGGAUAAAUUGUUUGAUGAUCACCCUGCGGUAGAUUUCAAGUCAAUGGUGUUGCAGCAAGAGGCCGCUCUGCUGUCCCUGACUCCUCAACAGUUGGCGUUACUCAUGCAUUUUACGGACACCUUGCGACGCCAACGAAAUUCUGUCCAGAAACGACUAGAGUGUUCGUUUUGCAAGAACAACGGUGAGUCUACGGCUUGGUACUCGUCCCAUUGCCUGAAGGAUGGGCGUGGGCGAGUCAAGUGCCCGGUACUGCGAGCGUACAAGUGCCCCGUGUGUGCUGCCACCGGCGACCGAGCUCACACCAUCAAGUAUUGCCCGGAGAAUAUUUUAUUUGAUGCUGAUUAUUGGAGUUGCGGAGGCAGUGUUUAAUAUCAACCUGAUAUUUUUGUUGUUUAUGAAUAAAGAUUUUUUUGAAUAUCAUACCUGAAUAGUUUUGUUUU
Chilo suppressalis (striped riceborer) is the source of this 2656-nucleotide messenger RNA. Lineage: Eukaryota; Metazoa; Arthropoda; Insecta; Lepidoptera; Crambidae. The record is from the annotation of a GenBank genome assembly.